Molecule: messenger RNA, 160 nt
Organism: Sphenostylis stenocarpa
Lineage: Eukaryota; Viridiplantae; Streptophyta; Magnoliopsida; Fabales; Fabaceae
Source: the annotation of a GenBank genome assembly
GUUCUCAAAGAAAGCGACAGAUAUGUGGAAAUAUGUUGCCAAGGCAUACUCGAACAAAGUAAAUGGCCUUUCGAGAACGAUGGAGAGUUCGCACUGUAACCAACUCCCAAACGCGCGUACCCAUGGCGGUUCUUUAAAUUAUUUAGGAGAUAGCAACUGA